CGCGCAAGGCGAAGAUACGAAGGAAGAAGAAUAAGAGGAGAAGAUGGAGGAGUCUAAAGGAGGGAUGGAAAAGAGAAAUGGGAGGGGACUCCGUGGAACCGAGGAAGAGAAGGGAGUCACUCCCAAGAGGAAGCAAGCCCGAGUGGCGACGCCUCAGUGACCGAGCUUACUCUCUCUUGUGCUUUGGCUCGCAAGCGCGAACCUCGUAGAGCCUCCUUUUUCGUCUACCACCUACCACGCGCGUCUACGCGUGUUCUCCCUCUCUCGUUCUCGUCCCUGCGCACAAAGACCGGCGCCUACUACAACCCUCGUGGUGGGCGCCUCGUGGACCUUCGCUUUUGGCUCCUACGAUACGGCCCUGAGAAUAAGCCAGUCGCAGUUAUACGCGCGCCCUUCCGUACCGUUCUUUGUCUCCAUUCUUUCUUUUUCCCUCGCCGAGUUGCUACGUUUCAAGAAGCUGCUUUCGCGACUGUCGCUCGCGUGCCUUACCACCGAGGAAACAACAAAAAAGAAAAGAAAACGACUUUCUCUCGAUUCUCUCUUUUUCAUCCUUCUCCUAACUUCGCUUCUAACUUCACACGUGCGCGAGUUCGCUUUCGAUGAUGACAUAAGUCUCUCUCGGCCUUGCGAAAUAACGAUGGUGUAUUUCUGGCGAUCGAGCGGACACGUGCUCCUACUUGCGCGUUCCAUCUAGCCGGAUGUUUCGAAGCUCUUUUCGCAAAACCAGUUGCAUCGUCACGAGUGUUUUGUUUACGCGCUUUCGUAGGAAAAAGGGAGGGGAGAGAGAGAGAGAGAGAAAGAGAGAACGAGCAGCGCAAGUGUGUGUGCAUUUCGCGUGAUUCUGCGCAGUGUCGAAUCGUAAGCCGGUCAGAAAUUAUAAGCGAAGCACGUUCUCGACUCCGAGCCGUUCUUAGUUUCGAAAGGGAAAGGAUAACGGAUUAACAGUGUUCCUUCUUGCCGAUUUUGCGAGUUUCGAAAGUUUUUUGGUGUUUCGUUAAGAUUUCAAACGUGAAACAGUGUGAUCGUUACCGAGUGGAGGAAUAGCAGUCCGUUCGACGUAUUAAUCGAUCGACGGAUCAUCCGGAAUAAAUUUUUUCGUCCUCGGAAGAAGCAAGAUGGUCGACUUCAUCAGCUAUCCGGAGAUUUCCUAUCUCUACGAUGAACUUCUCAUGGGUGUGACGGGCGACCGGCUGGCCGGGGGCGCCGCACACCUCCUCCAUCUCUUCUUCUUCUUGCCACGUCCACAACACACAAUGUAACAACAACUACCACUACUAGAGUCGUCCGCGCGAACCACGUUCUCAAUGUACUCGAUGUGAUGAACCGUCCUAUUCAAGUGAAGCCGGCGGACAGUGAAAACCGCGGAGACAGAAAGCUGUUCGUGGGAAUGCUGAGCAAACAACAGACCGAAGACGAUGUACGACAAUUGUUUGCUGCCUUUGGCACAAUAGAGGAGUGCACCAUCCUCCGUGGGCCAGACGGUAGCAGCAAAGGCUGCGCAUUCGUUAAGCUGUCGUCGCAUCAAGAAGCAUUAGCGGCGAUAAAUUCUUUACACGGUAGCCAAACUAUGCCGGGUGCGUCAUCUAGCGUAGUGGUAAAGUUCGCGGACACUGAGAAAGAGAGACAACUAAGACGCAUGCAGCAAAUGGCUGGGAACAUGAGCCUCCUUAACCCCUUUGUCUUCAAUCAGUUCGGCGCUUACGGCGCUUACGCCCAGCAACAAGCAGCGCUGAUGGCAGCUGCAACGGCACAGGGGACGUACAUCAGCCCGAUGGCCGCUCUAGCCGCUGGACAAUUACCACACGCUCUGAAUGGCAUGCCGAAUCCCGUCGUACCACCGACUUCCGGUUCCACAGGACAGCCGGUUAACGGAGCGAUACCGUCGUUACCCUCGCCGACGAUGCCCAAUUUCAACAUGGCCGCCCAAACACCGAACGGUCAACCAGCAGGUUCGGAUCCAGGUGUCUAUACCAACGGAAUACCGCAAACCUACUCGGGACAUGCCCUCCAUUUGUCGAUUCCAGCACAGGGGCUGCCCAAUGGGGAGGCGGCACUUCAACAUGCCGCCCCUUAUCCUGGAAUGCAAGCUUAUCCUCCUGGUGUCGCUUAUCCCGCAGUCUAUGGCCAGUUUCCUCAAGCUAUUCCUCAGCCGAUGACCGCCGCUGUGGCACCUACGCAAAGAGAAGGAUGCUCUAUCUCAGGACCCGAGGGCUGCAACCUGUUCAUCUACCACCUGCCACAGGAGUUCGGUGACACCGAGCUCAUGCAGAUGUUCAUGCCCUUCGGCAACGUCAUCUCCUCGAAGGUGUUCAUCGACCGGGCCACUAACCAGAGCAAAUGUUUUGGUUUUGUAUCGUUCGACAAUCAAGCGAGCGCGCAAGCAGCGAUCCACGCGAUGAACGGAUUCCAGAUAGGAAUGAAACGGUUAAAGGUACAACUUAAAAGGCCCAAGGAUUCUAGCAAGCCAUACUAACCCACGUCCUAGCGUAGAAAAACUGGACGGUUUGCGCCCUACGUCAUAACUUACAGAAUGUCGUACGAGAAUGCAAGCCCUUUGGAAGCUCGACGAUCAGGAGUGACGAGUUUGAAUCACCGCUGCAACGCUCCUCUCCAUCGUAAUAACCUAGUAUACUAGCUAGUUAAUUUCAUAGAGGAUAGUAUCUAGAAAUCGAGAUAGAGACGCAGCUUCGUCGCUCGCUAAAAAGUUGCCUCGACGAAGACGAAGGAGAUCCAAAGGAGAUCGAUUCGGAUGUUUUCUAUUAUUUUUCUUUUUUUUUUUGCGCUAAACCCAAAUUCGAGGAGACUGAUGGAGCAAAAAAUGUUAUACCGGAUAAACGUUCGACAAAUGCAACGACGCCGUGGCACGAGAAAGUUGGAGCGCAUCUCUCUUCGCUGACGUUUGACGUGUGACGUUUGACGUUUGACGUUUGACGUUUGGAAGAAAGGAUCUUUGGUCGAACACGAUCAUUCUACUCGUCA
Vespula pensylvanica (western yellowjacket) is the source of this 2979-nucleotide messenger RNA. It is a transcript of the gene bru3, whose product is annotated as CUGBP Elav-like family member 4. Gene Ontology annotation, cellular component: nucleus; ribonucleoprotein complex; cytoplasm. The transcript has 13 exons. Lineage: Eukaryota; Metazoa; Arthropoda; Insecta; Hymenoptera; Vespidae. The coding region runs from base 1319 to 2473 and encodes 384 amino acids. Gene Ontology annotation, biological process: mRNA splice site recognition; regulation of alternative mRNA splicing, via spliceosome. The record is from RefSeq and is a predicted model, not a curated record. Gene Ontology annotation, molecular function: mRNA binding.